AUGAUCAUAAUUAUGCCGAGCCUUCUCAAUCCCUACGCAACCCUAGGCGUUUCUCACAGUGCGGAUGAGAAUGGCAUCCGUUCUGCAUACCACCGUCUCGCUCUACCCCAUCAUCCAGACAAGGUACGGUAUCAAAAGGAACGAUCACACAGCGAAGGAAAGUUCAAGGACAUCCAAAACGCUUAUGAUCUACUUAGCAUUGACAUGGAGCGCGCAAAGCUCAACCAUGUCUUAGAGUUCUUGAAUAGCAUCAGAGAUACUGAUACUCCAUGUAAUGAGCAAGGCAAGCCCACUCUCCCCAUCGUGGAUCUCCAGGUCGAGGAGCGCAAGGCCAGCGAGUUCCGUGAGACAGCUGCCGCAGUAUUCGCCCGGGCUACAGAGACGAAGGAAAAAGCCCAAGAAGCCGCCGAGGAUGCCGGCUGUGAGGUGAGAAAGGGCACAUACACAGGCCAUCCUAAGAACCACCGCUAUCUCCAUCCACGGAAGGGUACUGCUGAGUACAGGGCUCACGCCGCGGCGACAGCAGCUGCCUAUGGCAAAGCAAAACAGGUCGCGAUGAUUGCGUCGCUUUACGAACACUACCAAGCGCCUCGUCCCCUCGGAGCUCGGAAGUACUAUCAGCCGCUCUACCAGUCCCGGUGGUGUGAUCACGACACCGACAGCAGCAGAGGCGACUCUAUAGUUGCUCACCACGCCGAUAUCAACGCGACCAAUCAACAAGAAGCCGACGCUCGCCAGCGCCGGUAUGGGAUUCUACGAAGCAUGCAUGUGCUGAAGCCAAUCGCCGACAUCAAGGCACUCCAGGAAACUGACUUCUCGCCGUUAUUCCUGCAGGCGCCCUUGUAUGACGUCCCCUUCACCGCGAACACACCUGACGCGAAGGCGCUGCCCGCACCUUGGGACGGUAACCUUGAGGCUGAUCACCUCACGAGCUCGUAUCAAUGCAAGGCUAUGGUCAUCGGCGACCGUGCGAAUGGCGAGAUGAACGGCAAUACAAUCUGUCAAUGGAAAAGAUCGCAUUUAUCCACUAUGCCAGCCUUUGACUUGAGAGUCCGCGAGCCCAUCGUGGGACGGAAAAACCGGUUAUCGAUUCAAUACAUUGAUAUAUGGCGCCGAUGA
This is a messenger RNA of Mytilinidion resinicola, 1119 nucleotides long. Its product is annotated as DnaJ-domain-containing protein. Gene Ontology annotation, biological process: protein refolding. The record is from RefSeq and is a predicted model, not a curated record. The transcript is spliced from 3 exons. Gene Ontology annotation, cellular component: cytoplasm. Bases 1 to 1119 code for a protein of 372 amino acids. Lineage: Eukaryota; Fungi; Ascomycota; Dothideomycetes; Mytilinidiales; Mytilinidiaceae.